UGUCAAGAUAUACAAACUGUCAAAACUAACAAAAUUAAAAGAAACGAAUAAAUAUUUGAAAUGUAAGCAAAUGGCCAGACCGAUACCAAGCAUACACCCCAGAGACUUAACGCACUUCGACGAAAUCAAGCCCAGGGCGAGCAAAUCUCUCGUCAACCUCGCGAUAGACACCAUCAAGGACAAAUCAUCAAAGAACUUGGUGCUAGGUACCGUGACGGGCUGGGCGACUGGUGCCAGUUUUGUGCGCGUUGGUAAGAUAGCUGCUUUCGGCUUGGGAGGCGGGGUGCUCCUCCUGCAUUUCGCGACAGAGUUGGGCUACAUCCAAGUAAAUUGGGAGAGGAUCCGCGAAGCCGCCGCGGAGAGCCAGGCGUGCGUCGAAUGCUUCUUGCAGUUUGUUAAAAAGAACAGCUGCUUUACAGUGGGAUUCAUUGGCGGGUUCUGCUUUGGUGUCGCGUCUUCUUGA
Manduca sexta (tobacco hornworm) is the source of this 463-nucleotide messenger RNA. Its product is annotated as FUN14 domain-containing protein 1. Gene Ontology annotation, biological process: autophagy of mitochondrion. The record is from RefSeq and is a predicted model, not a curated record. The transcript has a single exon. The coding region runs from base 71 to 463 and encodes 130 amino acids. NCBI's taxonomy places the organism in Eukaryota, Metazoa, Arthropoda, Insecta, Lepidoptera, Sphingidae. Gene Ontology annotation, cellular component: mitochondrial outer membrane.